AUGUCUGGACGCGGUAAGCAAGGCGGAAAGGCUCGCGCUAAGGCUAAGACUCGGUCGUCUCGCGCCGGCCUCCAGUUCCCUGUGGGCCGUGUCCAUCGCCUGCUCCGCAAGGGUAACUACUCUGAACGGGUUGGGGCCGGCGCUCCAGUGUACUUGGCCGCAGUGCUGGAGUAUUUGACGGCUGAGAUCUUGGAGUUGGCGGGAAACGCUGCCCGGGACAACAAGAAAACACGCAUAAUUCCUCGUCACUUGCAGUUGGCCAUCCGUAAUGACGAGGAGUUGAAUAAACUGCUUGGCAAAGUCACCAUCGCGCAGGGCGGCGUCCUGCCCAACAUCCAGGCCGUGCUGCUGCCUAAGAAGACCGAGAGUCACCACAAGGCGAAGGGCAAAUAA
Molecule: messenger RNA, 393 nt
Organism: Chrysochloris asiatica (Cape golden mole)
Lineage: Eukaryota; Metazoa; Chordata; Mammalia; Afrosoricida; Chrysochloridae
Product: histone H2A type 1-D-like
Exons: 1
Coding region: 1-393 (130 amino acids)
Cellular component (GO): nucleosome
Molecular function (GO): DNA binding; protein heterodimerization activity; structural constituent of chromatin
Source: RefSeq, a predicted model, not a curated record